AUGAGUACGCGCGCGAACCUGCCGCUCACAGACGCGCUGCCCUACUAUGAUACGGACAUUGAUACCAUUGCGGGAAUGCGUGAGGCAGUGCAGCGCGAAAUCGAGUCGGAGAAGGCGGCUAUGCGCUCUUCUCACGAGGCGUACGCGCCCCCUUUGCAUGCGCUCUUCGUUCAGCAGCCAGCGCUAGCCGCGGAGCUUGAGCGCGCCGAGCGUGGCGAAAAGCUCCAAGCGAUUGAUACAGAGCGGUACAAGCUGCCAGCUCCUGCGCCGGAUGCACCGGAGGAAGCGUGGCUCGAUGCCCUGCGUAAUGCCGAAGUACAACUUGCUCACAUGGACGUGCGGCAGAGGAAUCUCGAGCUACUUCGUCGGUAUGGACGUACGUAUAUUCUUCUCACAACAGCCAACUUGUGGCGCUUGCACAAUUACCAACAAGAAGCCAUGCUCGGUUGGAUUACGGAUGCCCAAGAAACGGCAAAGGAAGAGACCGAUGACCUGAAUCGCGCGCGCAAAGACACCCAUUUGCGUCUCGGCGACAAGAUAUCCACCUACGAAUCGCGCUGGCGUGAUCUAGUCUCUAAAAGUCUUUCGAUUACCGUCGCGAACCUUACGGCACGCGCCGAGAUUGCCGACUACCAUACAAAGAUAGCGGACUUGCGCCGCCAGCUCGCGCGGAUGGACCAGACAGGUGUAUAA
This is a messenger RNA of Malassezia sympodialis ATCC 42132, 693 nucleotides long. RefSeq lists its product as uncharacterized. The transcript has a single exon. NCBI's taxonomy places the organism in Eukaryota, Fungi, Basidiomycota, Malasseziomycetes, Malasseziales, Malasseziaceae. Bases 1 to 693 code for a protein of 230 amino acids. Gene Ontology annotation, cellular component: catalytic step 2 spliceosome; precatalytic spliceosome; Prp19 complex. The record is from RefSeq and is a predicted model, not a curated record. Gene Ontology annotation, biological process: mRNA processing.